Messenger RNA from Mesocestoides corti, 558 nucleotides. The record is from the annotation of a GenBank genome assembly. NCBI's taxonomy places the organism in Eukaryota, Metazoa, Platyhelminthes, Cestoda, Cyclophyllidea, Mesocestoididae.
AUGAGACAGGAAAAUCGAUACCUGGAGGAAAGGAGUUUCACACAAUUAAAACGAUCCCUCACAAUGGGUGUGUUGCCACUUGCCUACCUGCUUAUACAACUGGCAAAAAGUGAUGCGGCAAAAUUGGUUGAUUUUGGAACAGAAAAUCAACGGAGCAGGACCGGUUUUAUUGUGGCCAUUUCACUGUGUGGCGCAACGCACAUCCUACUGAUAGGCAUCUGGUGUGUGGCCUACUGUCGCAGAAAAAAGCUAUCACUGCUGACCUACAAAUCCAAAACGACCGGAAAGAAGCAAAGGAAGUCAGAGAGACUGGCGGAAGAGAACCUACUCAUGACGUUGAAAAGGUUAAAACGGCGACAACAAAGCACAGGAAAUAUGAAAAAAGAAAUCACCCGAAGUCUGCGCACACACGGGGCGCAGUUCUUUAUACGACAUCGCGACGGCGGAACGUUCACCGCGAGACUCGACUUUCUUGUUGACAUGGCCUACUUCUUUAGGCAAAUGAAUCACAACGAAGACAGCCAAAUUCCACACAAGGGGGUCUCGAUUUAUCGAUGA